Paramormyrops kingsleyae is the source of this 3777-nucleotide messenger RNA. NCBI's taxonomy places the organism in Eukaryota, Metazoa, Chordata, Actinopteri, Osteoglossiformes, Mormyridae. The record is from RefSeq and is a predicted model, not a curated record.
UUAUUAACUGUUUUGUAUUUGUCUAUAUUUACACAACCCUUGAGUACAGACAUCGGGUCGCUUUUCUGGGUUCAUGAUUGAGUGCGGAGGCUCUUCCCACGGUAUGUCAUCGCAAUGUACAACGAAAUUUAUUUAAAAUUAAUGAUGUAUGACCAUUUAUCUGCAAAAAGUGUCACUAGCGAUCCGAAAACUGUAAAGUUGCCAAUUUUAGUUCUUGAGUUGGUAAACCGCGUUCGAACAAUAACGGCGUCAGAAUUACUUAGAAUAUCACUGAAACAAAGUAAGACACAUUAGAACUUUUGUCAAAUUGACCUGAUUUUUAACCGUUAUUACCCCCAUUACCAUGCUGUCGCGGAGCCGGCGAAGUCCCGAAAAAAUGUAUUUUUACAUCUUAUGCGCCAAAGAAAUUAACCAAGCUUUAACGCAAUGGUCGCCAACUCUGUCCUGAAGAUAUAAGUUGUAAUAUUUCCGUUGUACGAUAAGUGACCAUUUCAUGUUGUUCACUAUGCCACAAUGAAUGACGUGAGUGUCUUUUUUAAUUUGAGGUAUUAGCCUAUUUAUUUAUUCCAGUGCACACUGAAUGUACUUAUUGUAAUUGGUCAUAAUUAUAUAUGGAGAUACAUAAAUUGAAAAUCCAUGGGGUCUGCAUUGUCCCCUACAGGCAACUGAUCAAAGCACAGUUUACUGUUUGUCUCUGUCUCAUGUUGUUUUGGAGUUAUUAGAAGUUACGUCCUGUGUGCUAUGCAUGGUCACUCAGGGUGCCUUGCUGUAAGUGAAUAUGAAGAGCACAUGCCAAAUUCUGGAAACACAAGGGAUGUGCGGGAGUUCCCAUUAACUGUAAAUGCUAUACCAACAUCUCGUUACAGCUGAAAUAGACCAUUUUCGCAGCAUGAACCAGAAACCUUUCCAGCAGGGUGUCAGUGAGGUCAAAAAAGAGGAGCAGGAAUACCUGAUAUCUGAGGGUGGGGGAUCUUCGAGCGACACCCCCCACAAGGUGAAAUGGAGUGCCAAUGGAAGACGAAAGGUGCAGAGUUGCAGGAUGUGACUGAGGAGAAGCUGACUGGUUCUCUUCUGUUGAGAAGCACUGAUGGGAGUCAUAGUAGGAGAUGCAAGCUGAGUGUGAAACCUCCAAACCCAGGUAUGUCAGAGAGCCUGCAACGUGGGCAGCAGACUGUGAACAUGACCGGCUACAGACAUGGUCGUAAUCUGCGCAGCACACCGAAGAUACUCUACACUGAGGGAGAGGAGCUCAGAGAUGAUGAUUACCUCUAUUGUGAGGAUUGCCAGUCCUCCUUCACUGAGCAGUGUGAGGUCCAUGGUCCUCCUGUCUUCAUCUCUGACUCUUCUGCAGUCAUGGGGGUCCCCGGCAGGGCCCUCCUUACCCUACCCCCUGGUUUAGAGGUUCGGUCAUCCAGCAUCCCUGGGGCAGGCCAAGGGGUGUUUAACCAGGGGCAGACUGUACCCAGAGGAGUGCAUUACGGUCCCUAUGAAGGAGAAGUCACGGACAGAGAGCAGGCCAUUGACAGCGGCUACUCCUGGGUGGUUUACAAGGGCAAACAGUGUGAGACAUACAUUGAUGCCAGGAGAGAAUCACACUCCAACUGGAUGAGGUAUGUGAACUGUGCCCGUGAUGAGGAGGAGCAGAACCUGGUGGCCUUCCAGCACAAAGGGAACAUCUUAUAUCGCUGCUGCAAGCCCAUUGCCCCCAGGCAGGAGCUCCUGGUAUGGUACGGGGAAGAUUAUGCCAAGGACCAGGGCAUCACCUUUGACAACUGGUGGAGUAACAAGUGCUCUUCAGAAGCAAGGAGAGCGGUGGAAUCCUACCAAGGAUUCCCAUGUUCUCAGUGUCCCUUCUCCUUCACAGUGGAGGUUUACCUGCAGAGACACAUCAAAAGAUCUCACCCUGAGGAGUACGUCAGACAGCUGAGGGCUGGAUCUGUCAAUACAACCCAGAAUUUCUCACCUUCUGCUGGCCCCAGUGGGGCUCAGCCCAGUAGAACCACACUCGGUACCCUGGAAGAAGCAGGUUUAGACACUCCGACAGCUCAACAGGAAUUCCAGACCAAAAGGAUCGAUAUAAAGAGCAGUCGUGAAAUACACCAGCAGACUCACACAGGGCAGAGGCCCCACCAGUGCUCCCAGUGUGGGAAGACCUUCAUUCGACUAGGACACCUAAAAAUACACCAGCGGAUUCAUACAGGGGAAAGGCCCUACCACUGCUCCCAGUGUGGGAAGAGCUUCAGUCAGUCAGUAAACCUAAAGAGACACCAGCGGAUUCAUGCAGGAGAGCGACCCUACAAGUGCUCUCAGUGUGGGAAGACCUUUGGUCAUAUAGGACACCUAAAGAGACACCAGCGAAUUCACACAGGGGAGAGGCCCUACCAGUGCACCCAGUGUGAGAAGAGUUUCAGUCAGUUGGUUAACCUAAAGACACACCAACGGAUUCACACAGGGCAGAGGCCCUACCAGUGCUCUCAGUGUGGGAAGAGCUUCACUAAAUUAGGAACCCUAAAAAGACACCAACGGAUUCAUACGGGGGAAAAACCCUACCAGUGCUCCCAGUGUGGGAAGAGCUUCAGUGAGUCUGCAACCCUAAAGAAACAUCAACGGAUUCACACAGGGGAGCGACCCUACAAGUGUUCCCAGUGUGAGAAGAGCUUCAGUCAAUUAGUAAACCUAAAGACACACCAGCGCAUUCACACAGGGGAGAGACCCUACAAGUGCUCUCAGUGUGGGCACAGCUUCAGUGAAUUAGGAGGCCUAAAGACGCACCAGCGGAUUCACACAGGGGAGAGGCCUUACCAGUGCUCCCAGUGUGGGAAGAGUUUUAGUCAUUUAGGAGACCUAAAGAAACACCAGAGGAUUCACACAGAGGAAAAGCCCUACCAUUGCUCCCAGUGUGGGAAGAAAUUCAUGCAUUUAAGACCCCUAAAGACACACCAGUUGACUCACACAGGGGAGAGGCCUUACCUGUGUUCCCAGUGUGGGAAGAACUUCAGCCGACUAGAAAACCUAAAGACACACCAGCAGAUUCACACAGGGGAGAGGCCUUACCUGUGCUCCCAGUGUGGGAAGAGCUUCAGUCACUUAGCAAACCUAAAGACACACCAGCGCAUUCACACUGGGGAGAGGCCUUACCUGUGCUCCCAGUGUGGGAUGAGCUUCAGUCGAUUAGCAAAUCUAAAGAAACACCAGCGGAUUCACACAGGGGAGAGGCCCUUCCAGUGUUCCCAGUGUGGGAACUGCUUCAGUGUAUUAGGACACCUAAUGAGGCAUCAGCGGAUUCAUAUAGGGGAGAGUGGGGUCGCGCAGUAGUGCAGUGUGUUCACCUACACUGGAUUAGAAAUUGUUGAGAAAUCACAUUGAAUAUUAAUGAAAGUCAUUAGCUUUUUAACUGGGAUAUCUGUUAUGUUGGGGUCAACAGAUCCAGUCUGGGAAACCUUGAAAGCUGCCCCUGGCUGUAAUGAGUGAUUUUAACUAUGCUGGAAUUUUACAAUAGUGAAAUGGUAAAUAAUGCUUCAACUGCCUACUGUGUUAGAAUUACAGCUACAUGACAGCUCAUAUAAUAAUUUCUCAUCCACCUAUCCUCGGUAAGCAUAUUAUUUUACAUACAUUAAAUUAGCAAAGAAUUAUGUCUGAAUAUACUGAUAAUAAACCUGUAAAGUUUUGUUUUUUUCUGUAAACUUCAGAGGUGAUGUCUGCUUAAUGUAUAUGUAUUUUAAAUGAAGUAGUUCAAUAACAUGCUUAAACCAAAAUAUAACUUGAAAAGGAAUUAAA